Molecule: messenger RNA, 4605 nt
Organism: Menidia menidia (Atlantic silverside)
Lineage: Eukaryota; Metazoa; Chordata; Actinopteri; Atheriniformes; Atherinopsidae
Source: the annotation of a GenBank genome assembly
UUUUUCUAGGUAUUCUGACAGAGGUCGUUGUGUGUCCAAGGAGGAGGAGAAACACUGGAUCGACCUGAGAGAACUGGAAUAUUAGAAGAUUGUACCAUUGCCCGUGAGCAUAAUGUAGUUUUUAUUAACUACAACGACAGUUUUUUCCCUGGGUGAGUGUGCGCUGUGGUACCAAUGGACAAGGGGGAGGAUCUCAACCUCUCCUUUCUGCUGGAGCAUGAAAGAGAUAUGAUCCUGAAGGUGCUGCAGAAAGAUGAGAAACUGAGGAAACGAGAGGAGAAAAGAAUAAGGAAGCUGAAGAACGAGCUGCUGGACAUCAAACGAAAGGGUUCCAGUCGGCCCCAGGAGCCCGGGGAGCGCCAGUGCGCCCGCUGCCUCAAGAGUUUGGGCCUGAUCUUUGACCGCGGAGACCUGUGCGAGGAGUGCCAGCUGCGCGUCUGCAGCCAAUGCCGCGUCACGGCCGCCGGCUCGCGCAGCUGGAGGUGCAACGUCUGCGCCAAGAUCUCGGAGCUGAAGGUGGUGACGGGCGAGUGGUUCCUGGAGGAGCGGUCCAAGCGCUUUGAGCCGAAGGUGCUGAGCUGUGACGUGAUCAAACAGUCUAUCCUGAGCAGCCCGCCAACCACAGAAAAGAAGCUUGCAGGGAAUCCAUCGGCCUCAUCUGACCCAGAGAAACCUAACACCCCAAAAUCCAACCGGAGUGCAGUGCGCAGCAUGGUGGAUGGGGCCAGAAAGAAGGGUCGGAUGAAGUUUGAUAAGAAAGGAAAUCGGACCACCCUGAAACCAGAGAAUGGAGUCGAUAGCGUCAGCGUGAAGUCUGCCUCUGACGGAGAAGCUCAAAGUGUUCGCUCCUCUCCAAGCCCACGUUCAAACAGGGCCAGCGCUGUCGCCGUGGAGUCCUCUGGGAUGCCAGCUGUUCUCAACAACCAACGGACCGACAAACCAGCGUCUCCCAACGACACCCGGAGGGUCAGGCCUGAUGGGGCAGAAAGCGUGGCCAGUGUCCACUCGGGGGACGGCGCCCCUGAGAGGAAGGCAGCUGGCCAUCACCGGAGCAACUCUGGCACUCCGACCAUCUCUGUGUCCCGGGCUUCUGUGUCAUCAGACCACAGCCGCUCAGAGAUGGACCUGUCAGCUCCGGGCUCUGAACCCAGCGAUGACGCCCUCAGCCUCAGAAGCCGCUCCGUCCCCGGGCUCAACGAAGCAGAGUUUACAGAUGAAGACGGAGAGGAAGACAUUGAUGCUCUGAUGUCUGCCCACAGCGUGAGCGCCAGCCGUCGCCUCAGCAACGCAGUGUCAACGUCCUCCACUCCUGGCUCCGAGAGAAGGUGGGGGUACCUUAAUGUCCCCGACUCGGACGCUGAGACUAGCAGCAUAAACAGCAUGAUGAGCAUGUACAGCGAGACCGGUGACUAUGGCAACGCCAGGGUGAGCGGAGAGAUCCUCCUGAACAUCAGCUAUAGCUACAAAACAGGUGCCCUCAAUGUCCUGGUGAAGGAGUGUCACAACCUGGCAACGGGAGAUGAGAGGAGGCAGCGCACGGACGCGUAUGUGAAGACUUACCUCCUCCCAGACACAUCUCGACAGAGCAAGAGGAAGACGAGCAUCAAGCCCAACUCCAUAAACCCCGUUUUCAACGAGAACUUGAGGUACGUGAUCAGCCACACGCAGCUGGAGACGAGAACCCUGCAGGUGUCUGUGUGGCACCACGACCGCUUUGGGUACAACAGCUUCCUGGGAGAAGUGGAUCUGACCUUUGAUUCCUGGCAGUUUGACUCCCAAAUAGAAGAGUGGUUCGGCCUGCAGCCAAAGGUGGAGAACAGCAUGGACUCAACAAUGCAAUAUAAAGGAGAACUGACCGUGGUGUUAAAGUACAUUCCUGCAGAAAAGAACCUCAUGUUGCCUCUGGAUCAAGUUCAAGUGAAAAAGAGUUUCCUGAAAGGCAAGAAGACGAGCAGCUUCACUCCGCCUAAAGGGGGCAUGGUGGAGUUGUUGGUCAAAGGAGCCAAAAAUCUGACUGCUGUCAAGUCUGGAGGCACUUCUGAUCCUUUUGUGAAAGGGUACCUCCUGCCUGACACUAACAAGUCAACCAAGCACAAGACGGCGGUGGAGCGACGCACCGUGAACCCUCAGUGGAACCACACCUUCACCUACUGCGGCCUGCAGCCGGGAGACCUGAACAACAUCUGCCUGGAGCUCACUGUGUGGGACAAAGAGGCUCUGGCCAGCAACGUCUUCCUGGGAGGAGUCAGGCUGGGAGCUGGCACAGGCACAAGCUAUGGGAACGAGGUGGACUGGAUGGACUCACAUGGGGAGGAACAGCGGGUUUGGCAGCGCAUGAUUGAAAACCCAGAAGUUCCUCAGGAGUGCACUCUGAUGUUGCGGUCCAGCAUGCGCAAGCGCGACACGUGAACCCAACCGAGGGACCAUCAGAGGGUAAAAGAGAAUAACAGAGCGAGAAAGAACAGAAAAAAGUGGUCCGGACGUGUAAUGACAGGGCUGGAGAGCUGGUGUGUUUGAGGGAAAUGGACAUAAACAACUCAAAUACUCAUAAAGGACUAGAGGCCGUACCCCUCCGUACUAUCUUGCUUUUUCAGAGUCCUACUCCUGUUCACAACAGCCAGUCAGGCCUUAGACGCUCUUCCGCUCAUCCACAUGUGGCCCUCUGCCCUCCAAAGCACUUCGUCGUGAACCAACCACUGCUGCUGUUUAGCCCAAACCAUAAUUGUAUGUGACUUACUGUAACUUCUAAAUAAGCACACGCUGACUCCUGAUGUGUCCGUCCUCGUCUUGUCUGUGAGCCGCUGUUGCAUGUAGUUACAGCCGAUGGAGAUCUCUUAUAAGGCAUUAGAAGAGGCAGUGAUCAACAAUGCACAAACAUUCCCUUUAUAAUCAACCGAGCAGCAUCGUGGUCUGAAGCAUUGUGGGUUUUUGGCCAAAUAUACCUCCUUAUUAACAGUAGUCUACAUAGCUGGAAAGUAACUAGAUCAUGUACGACUGUGCAACUCAAAGAAGUACUGUAAUUUGAACUCUUCAUGAAAAAAAUCACACUGUGUUUAAUGCUGUGUUACAUAAAGAAUCGAUCUGGCACCUUGAAUCAGAUCUUUAUUUCUAUGCCUCGCUGAGCAAUCUUUUCGUCUCUAAGACAGAAGAUGAUUAUUAUCUGAUGACUAACCUGCAGCUUGCAAAUAAUGAUAAUAAUUUCGGCUCCUCUCACACCAGGAUCAGAUUGGUGUGAGAGUUGUGUGAAUAUGUCACCUCACUACACCUGAGGCACAAUAAAGUUUGCUGACUAAAACAAUGUUUAAAGCGGCCGUCUAGGCCUUUUACCACACACAUCUGCAGCAGUCAAACAUCUUUCUGCUCACUAAAUGAACCCAUGUAAAAGAAAAUGCCAUUGAAGAAGCUGUAGAAAAAAACACAAAAAAACAAACAGCAGAUGUUUUUAAAAUGCCAAUUAUUAGUAGAUUAUUUUUAGGUAAUGGUAAGGAUAGGAGGGUGCGCUAUCGUUAUGAAACAUAUACAGUAUAUUGCCAAGCAUGUAUGUGAUGUCAACUCUGAAUAGUGGAUGAGUAGAAAUGAUUGGUGCAGAAGCCAGUGUGUCGUCCAGGUAUUUUUGUACAGUCUGCCCCUGACAUCAGUCCUUUCCCACAAGAAUCAUACCACUGUUUUUAAUGAGUCUUUUCUUCUUUUCUUCAUCUGAAUCAGUGGUCAUAAAUGAUCAUUGUCUUUAGCAAAUCAUUGUGCAGUAAGUUCAAGGAGUUUAGCUGCUUUCAUGCCCAGUCAGCUAAAUAAAUACAUGUGUAGCACAAAGUAAUAAACUUAGAAAAACGUCGACUAUAUUUCAUGUAAAUAUACAUAACACUGUAUCAGUGUGUUAAUAUAAACUGCAUGGUAUUUGAGAAAACAGGGGUAGGAGAACAAAAGGCUGCGCAAAGCACAGAUUCUAACAUUCCCUUUACACCUUGAGGAGCGAGUGUGAUCUGUUCUCAGGCACCUGGAGAUGAGGGCUGUGCGUUCCAGAGUGAGUCAGCACCAAGGGAAGCUGCUUUCAUUUCGGGUCCUGGGAGGGGAGGGUUCAAUAAUGAGCCAGUCACAGUCAGUCUGUGACCUUGUCGCCCAGGGCUCUGCGAUCCUUCAUCCUGUGAUGAAUCACACACUUUACAAAAAGGAUUCUGAAGUCGAACCAUGAAGAACUGUUUGGCGUGUGGGGAUGGUCUUCAGCAAACUGGUCUCCAGUUGGAGUGAUCCAUCCAUGCAUGUCCUGCAUAACUGAGAGGCUCAUGCAAUACCUAAUUACUGAGGAUAGUCUUAUUGUACAGCAUGUACUAUUUCUGUUGUGUUCAGUUGCCAAGCUUAUUUUAUCCCCAAUGUGUUCUUGAGAGUAUUUUGAAAUAAACAUCUUUCCAUAAACUAUAUGCUUUUUUUGCCUGUUUGUUUAUUAAGAUGGUUUCAAAUAUUAAACUACUUCCAAAUAAAAAGUGCUGCUCUUGUGUGUGCUGAUUUGUCCAAAAAUAUUAACUCAACUCUGUAAAAUUGUGUCUACUUUGUAAGUCGCUUUUGAUAAAAGCAUUUGCAAACAUAAACAAGUAAGAUUGUCCUUUUUGU